AUGUCGAGUACAUCACAAAAACAUAAAAAUUUUGUUGCUGAACCAAUGGGUACAAAAUCAGUAACCGAGCUUGCUGGCGUUGGUGAUGUUCUUGGUAAAAGAUUAGAACUUGCUGGUUUUGAUAAGGCAUAUGUUGUUCUUGGUCAAUUUCUUGUAUUAAAAAAAGACAGGGAAUUAUUUCAAGAAUGGAUGAAAGAUACUUGUGGUGCAUCUACAAAACAUUCAAGUGAUUGUUAUCAAUGUCUCAGUGAUUGGUGUGAAGAAUUUAUGUAAAAUUAUAAAACUUUUAUAAAUAAUUAUAUUAAAAGUCAA
This is a messenger RNA of Aphidius gifuensis, 312 nucleotides long. RefSeq names its product barrier-to-autointegration factor (gene baf). The coding region runs from base 1 to 273 and encodes 90 amino acids. The transcript is spliced from 2 exons. NCBI's taxonomy places the organism in Eukaryota, Metazoa, Arthropoda, Insecta, Hymenoptera, Braconidae. The record is from RefSeq and is a predicted model, not a curated record. Gene Ontology annotation, molecular function: DNA binding.